This is a messenger RNA of Leguminivora glycinivorella, 4620 nucleotides long. RefSeq names its product F-box only protein 11 (gene FBXO11). Bases 285 to 2981 code for a protein of 898 amino acids. Gene Ontology annotation, biological process: regulation of apoptotic process; protein ubiquitination; ubiquitin-dependent protein catabolic process. Gene Ontology annotation, molecular function: zinc ion binding; protein binding. The transcript has 14 exons. The record is from RefSeq and is a predicted model, not a curated record. Lineage: Eukaryota; Metazoa; Arthropoda; Insecta; Lepidoptera; Tortricidae.
AGAGUCGAGUCGCCCGUAGCUCGUCUAGGGUAGAGCGGAUUUUUAGUAUAAUUCAUUUAAAUAAUGAUUUUUAUGAGUUAACAGUUAUCAUUUUAGUAUCAGUGAUUAGUGUUUUGUUUGUAAAUCUUAAAUACAUUAGUUUAGCAGUCACUGAUGUGGUGUAAUCUCUAUUUCCCGUUUCGUUUUACCAAUCUAAUCUAAACAGAAAAUGGCCGACGGUGUUGGUGCGGGUGUCUCCUUUGUUUAGUGCUGAAUUCUAGUGAAAAUAAGUAUUAAAAGGAAUAAUGCCUAGUGCCUCGUUUUCCUCUUCGCGUUCUUACGUUCGCAGAUCGCGAAGAAAAGGCGGACAUCGAAUCCCGUUGCCUUCUAGGACACAAUCGACGGAGCCAUGUGAGUCAGUGCCGUGCCCCAACAACGUGACCGGCAGCGCCAUGGCGGCCACGGCGUGCGCGGGCCCGAGCGGCAGCGGCGGCGGCGGCUCCCCGCCCGUGCCCGCCGCCGCGCCCGCCACCACCGCCGGCCACCACAGCCCCUACGACCUGCGCCGCAAGAGCCCGCCCGCCUACCACGAGCCCGGCCCAUCAGGCGCUUGCUCGCUGCCGGCCAGAAAGAGGCCUAGGACAUCGCUGUCUCAAGGCGUGGACGUAUGCAACGUAUCUCAGUACCUUCAGUAUGAGUUGCCCGAUGAGGUGCUUCUGUGUAUCCUGUCGCACCUCACCGAGCGCGAUCUGUGCCGCGUGGCGCAGGUCUGCAAGAGAUUCAACACCAUCGCAAAUGAUACUGAGCUAUGGAAAAGCCUCUACCAAUCGGUGUUUGAAUACGACAUGCCAUUGAUGCACACCGCACCGUGCCAGUUCGAGUUCAUGACGGCUGAUGAGUGCGAUGCCGACAACCCGUGGAAGGAGAGCUUCAGGCAGCUAUAUUACGGCAUUCACGUGCGACCCAACUUCCGUCCCAAGAAGGACUCGAGGAUUAAGCAUUUUAAUACUAUUAGAGCCGCUCUGGAAUACGUGGAGGAGCGCGGCGGGUCGACGGCCACGAGCAGCAGCGGCAGCUCGCCGGGCGCGGCGGCCGCGGGCGGGGGCGGGGGCGGGGGCGGGGGCGGUGCGGCGGGCGGCGCGGCGUGCGGCGCGGCGUGCGCGUGCGGCGCGGGCGCGGGCGCCGCCUGCGCCUGUCGCCGCGCCGCGCAGCCCGCGCCCGCGCUCGUCUUCGUGCACGCCGGCCUCUACCAGGAGGAGUGCCUCGCCAUCGACACUGAUGUGCAGCUCAUCGGUGAGAUUAUCAUACUGCCCACCUGGGACUCGAGUGCCCGGCGACACCUACACCGGUUUACCCGAACAACAUAUGCUGACGAUACAGCGUGCCUUGCCGCUGAUAAAGAUCCCGCUGUAGCGUCACAAAAACUGCAAAUACAGCUGCACAAAAUCGACCAGUGGCUCGACAAAUGGAGAAUCAAGGGCGCCUACCAGGACAACGAGAUAUCGCGCAACGCGCUCGCUGGCAUCUGGGUCAAGAACUUUGCCAACCCUAUCAUGCGCCGCAACCACAUACACCACGGGCGUGACGUCGGUAUAUUCACGUUUGAGAAUGGACUGGGCUACUUUGAAGCAAACGACAUCCACAACAACAGAAUCGCCGGUUUCGAAGUGAAAGCCGGCGCCAACCCCACCGUAGUGCACUGCGAGAUCCACCACGGCCAGACCGGGGGCAUCUACGUGCACGAGUCUGGCCUCGGCCAGUUCAUCGACAACAAGAUACACUCCAACAACUUCGCGGGCGUGUGGAUCACCUCCAACAGCAACCCCACCAUCCGUCGCAACGAGAUUUACAACGGCCACCAGGGCGGCGUGUAUAUAUUCGGCGAGGGCCGCGGGCUCAUCGAGCACAAUAAUAUUUAUGGAAAUGCUUUGGCGGGUAUUCAGAUCCGCACAAACAGCGACCCGAUAGUCCGGCACAACAAGAUCCACCACGGGCAGCACGGCGGCAUCUACGUGCACGAGAAGGGCCAGGGGCUCAUCGAGGAGAACGAGGUGUACGCCAACACGCUCGCCGGCGUCUGGAUCACCACCGGCUCCACGCCCGUGCUGCGCCGCAACCGCAUACACUCCGGCAAGCAGGUCGGCGUAUAUUUCUACGACAACGGCCACGGAAAGCUAGAAGACAACGACAUCUUCAACCACCUAUACUCCGGCGUCCAGAUCCGGACCGGGAGCAACCCCGUCAUCCGCGGCAACAAGAUCUGGGGCGGCCAGAACGGCGGCGUCCUUGUCUACAAUGGCGGCCUGGGGCUGCUCGAGCAGAACGAGAUAUUCGAUAACGCCAUGGCGGGUGUGUGGAUUAAGACUGACUCCAACCCGACGCUCAAGAGAAAUAAGAUUUUUGAUGGGCGCGAUGGAGGAAUUUGUAUUUUUAAUGGAGGAAAGGGAGUGUUGGAGGAGAACGAUAUAUUUCGCAACGCGCAAGCGGGCGUGCUGAUCUCAACUCAGAGCCACCCGGUGCUGCGGCGCAACCGCAUCUUCGACGGGCUCGCGGCCGGCGUCGAGAUCACCAACAACGCCACCGCCACGCUCGAGCACAAUCAGAUCUUUAAUAAUAGAUUUGGAGGCCUUUGUCUAGCAUCGGGCGUGUCGCCGUUAAUACGAGGCAACAAAAUAUUUAGCAAUCAAGACGCUGUGGAGAAGGCGGUCGGCGGCGGCCAGUGCUUGUACAAGAUAUCGUCGUACACGUCCUUCCCCAUGCACGAUUUCUAUAGAUGCCAGACUUGCAACACGACAGACCGCAAUGCCAUUUGUGUCAAUUGCAUCAAAACGUGCCAUCAGGGACAUGACGUUGAAUUCAUACGCCAUGACAGAUUUUUCUGCGACUGCGGCGCGGGCACGCUGUCGAACCAGUGCCAGCUGCAGGGCGAGCCGACGCAGGACACGGACACGCUGUACGACUCGGCCGCGCCCAUGGAGUCGCACACGCUCAUGGUGAACUGAGCGCGCCGCUGUGUCUCCUCUAGCGCUGUACUCUAGCGAGGACGAUUAUUUUUAUUACCUAAAUCUUCACGUUGUACAUGUCAUGUCGUGAGUCGCUAUAUUUGUAGGGCGCGUCCCACGCGCCCCCGAUUCGCAUUCGUGUAAACCUGUUUAAAUAAUUAGGCACUAGUUGAACGAUUGCUGGUAUUUCGACGUUACGCUGUCUGUAUAUGUAGGGGCAUUUUUUUAAUCAUCUGUACUUAAUAAUUAUGUAUUUUGUCGAGUAGUAUCAUGCAUUCCCAAAUUGUAAUCGUACCAUAAUCUCGAAAAUCACAUUGAUAUAUUAGAAUAAUGUUAUUCGUUUUAUAAGAUGUACCGGUAGCCGUGUUUACAUUAUAAUGUCUACUAUAGUUUCAUAAUCAUGAGGAAUAUUAUUUUUAGUGCUCAUUCUAAAUUUUUGAUCGCUUAAUCGAUUUUUCUUAACAAUUAUGAUUUGUGUUUAGCACUUUGUUUACAAGCUACCAUUUUUUGUUUCGAAUAAUGGACGAGUUCAAUAGCAGGGAUGACUGUGUUUUGAAAAUGCCAUGUAAAAUAUUAUACCUUAUGUAUAGUCCAAAAGUCCUUAGAAGAUGGACAAUCCUUGUAUUAUUAUUUAGUAGCUACCAAGAUUUGGUUCUCGAUCCGGCGACUGCGGACGUCAGGAUAGCGUUUCGUAAUAUUUGCUGUCCACAUUUUUAUUGAAUUGACGACACUUAUUAUGUUUGAUUUGGGGGCAUUUAUACCUCGGCUCUCCUGGCCCGGUGGCGGGAGCUUUAGUUAAUAAAGAUAUGUAAGUAUUGUUUGGGGUACAGCCGCGGUCGCGGCCGGAGGCGCGGCGCCAUUUUAAUCUCUCCAUUAGGAGUCUGCCUCGCCUAACUAUUUCGGCGCUCCUAAUGCGCUUUGUAAAUAUUUAUGUCACACAAUAAUCGAAACGUAGUAAUUAAUGUAUUUGUAUCAUUAUAUUUUUAUUAUUGAUCACAACAUGUAUGUUUAAUUAUGGUUAGGUCGUCGUAUGCUCAGAGCGGAGCCGCCGCGUUGCGCGCGGGCCUCUGCAGCGCAGGCUCGCGCCCGCUAAUGUAUAAUUAGGAUGCGAAUUAAAAGAACGAAUGUGCGUAUUUAAAUGGAAAAGAUCUUAGGUACAAUUGAUAUUUUAUUAUAUUGUUAAUUUAAAUUUGGUAUUGAUAUCGAUCGAGAAGCAAUGUUAGGAACUGGGAAAGCCGAACGUGAGCGGCUAGAGUGCUGAUAGUGAUAAGUUAGCCGGUAAGCUAUAAUGAAAAUCUAAAUUACUCAGUAAUCACUAUUGCAAAUUUCGAAUUGUUAAAUCGUCUCUCCAUAGCACGGUAUGUUCUGAAUCUGCUUUUUUAUAAUCCUCAAUCUGUGAUCAUCGCUAAAUAUGUAAGUGAAAAUAAUUUAGUUGGUCCCCACUACAGAACUAUGACAUUAUUAUUAUAUGUAACAUCAAAAUUAUUGUGGCGCUGAUGCUUUAUAUAAUUGAAUGUGAAAAAUUGUUAUUUAUUGAAUUGUCAGUAUGAUCUUAAUUUAUUGAAUUAAAAUCUGGAUAUUUUGUUUAUACAUGAAGAUACCACUGUAAAAGCCGUGAUAUACAUCAUAUAAUAUUAUA